Molecule: messenger RNA, 1629 nt
Organism: Necator americanus (New World hookworm)
Lineage: Eukaryota; Metazoa; Nematoda; Chromadorea; Rhabditida; Ancylostomatidae
Exons: 14
Coding region: 1-1629 (542 amino acids)
Biological process (GO): protein folding
Cellular component (GO): cytosol; chaperonin-containing T-complex
Molecular function (GO): ATP binding; ATP-dependent protein folding chaperone; ATP hydrolysis activity
Source: RefSeq, a predicted model, not a curated record
AUGAAGUGGGUACCCGACACGUCAGAUCGACACAAGAAGAAGAUGUUGCCUGUGCAAAUUCUGAAGGAUCAUGCACAGGAGGAGCGUGGAGCAUCAGCACGUCUUAGCUCAUUCGUUGGGGCCAUUGCCAUCGGUGACCUCGUGAAAUCCACGUUAGGCCCAAAGGGAAUGGAUAAAAUUCUUAUUAGCGGAAAUGGGGAACAUCAAGCCAUCAAAGUCACCAAUGACGGGGCGACCAUCCUCAAGUCUAUUGGUGUAGAUAACCCUGCCGCUAAAGUUCUUGUCGAUAUGUCAAUGACUCAAGACAACGAAGUUGGAGACGGAACAACAUCAGUCACUGUACUUGCUGCUGAGCUUCUUAAAGAGGCUGAGAAAUUGGUGAAUCAGCGUAUACAUCCACAAACAAUAAUCACUGGAUAUCGUAGAGCGCUAGGAAUUGCUCAGAAUGCUCUCCGUUCGACAUGUGUUAUUUCAGGAGACAAUCUGAAGAAUGAUUUGUUGAAAAUUGCACGCACGACAUUGGGAUCAAAAAUUCUCAACCAACAUAAGGAACACUUUGCCAAACUUGCUGUAGAUGCUGUUAUGCGAUUGAAGGGGUCAGGUAACUUGGAUGCCAUUCAAAUAAUAAAGAAGCUUGGAGGAUCGAUGAAUGAGUCAUAUCUUGAUGACGGAUUUCUCUUGGAGAAAUUACCUGGUAUGUAUCAACCAAGAAGAAUGGAGAAAGCAAAAAUUCUCAUUGCAAACACUCCCAUGGACACCGAUAAGGUGAAAGUAUUUGGAUCUCGUGUGCGUGUAGAUUCCGUUGCUAAAGUGGCGGAAUUAGAGGCAGCGGAGAAGCUGAAGAUGAAAGAAAAGGUUGACAGAAUCCUCGCGCACAAGGCAAACGUGUUUAUCAACAGGCAGCUUAUCUAUAACUAUCCUGAACAGUUGUUCGCUGAUGCUGGAGUCAUGGCUAUAGAACAUGCUGAUUUUGAAGGGAUUGAGAGACUUGCGCUCGUUUUAGGCGGAGAAAUUGUCUCUACCUUUGACACACCUGAAAAUGUCAGAUUCGGAUCAUGCGACCUCAUCGAAGAGGUAAUGAUUGGAGAAGAUCGCUUAUUGCGCUUCAGCGGUGUUCCUCUUGGUGAGGCUUGUUCGAUUGUCCUGCGCGGUGCUACUCAGCAGAUCUUGGAAGAAGCAGAGCGAUCUCUUCAUGAUGCGCUUUGCGUGCUAAUCACCCAUGUCAAGGAAGCAAAAACUGUUGCUGGAGCUGGUGCUUCUGAAAUCAUGAUGAGUACUGCUGUCAUUAUCGAAAGUCAAAAGGUUGCUGGAAAAGAAGCUAUGGCUGUGGAGUCGUUCGGGCGUGCUCUUGCCGCUUUACCGACCAUAAUUUGUGACAAUGCUGGUCUGGACAGUGCCGAUCUCGUUACAAGGCUCAGGGCAGAACAUGCGAAUGGUCACCACAAUAUGGGAAUCGAUGUUGAGCAUGGUGAGAUUGCGAACGUUGUUGCCAUGGGCAUCGUGGAAUCACUUAACGUGAAGAUGUGUAUGGUGUCCAGUGCUGCUGAGGCAGCAGAGCAAAUUCUUCGUGUAGACGACAUCAUCAAAUGCGCUCCUCGACCACGUCCUGCGGAUAACCGACCCUGCUGA